Glycine soja is the source of this 889-nucleotide messenger RNA. RefSeq lists its product as uncharacterized. The transcript is spliced from 2 exons. The coding region runs from base 69 to 467 and encodes 132 amino acids. NCBI's taxonomy places the organism in Eukaryota, Viridiplantae, Streptophyta, Magnoliopsida, Fabales, Fabaceae. The record is from RefSeq and is a predicted model, not a curated record.
UUUCACUCAUUCAGGUACUAUGAGAAGAGACACAACAACAACAACAACAACAACACUAGAGUGAGAAAAUGGAGCUUCAGGACACUGCUGCAAGCCGUGUGUCAAUUGGAUUUCCUUUGGGCUUAGCCCUUCUCUUUGUCUGUUUAAUCUUCAUGUGUGGCUUCUUUUGCUGCUGCUUACAUUGGACUAAGCUUCAAUCUUUUCUUCGAUCUCAUGGAAUCAUCAACACUCAAUCUUUGGAACAGACUCAAUUACAAGCUGAAUUGGCUUCCCCCUAUCAGAAACCAGCUUUUCCUGUUGUGAUGAUGAAGCAGAAUUAUGCAAAGGCUUUGCCUGUGUUGAUGCCAGGCGAUGACAUCCCGAAAUUCAUAGCCACGGCAUGUCCAUGUGAGCCUCCAAGAGAUGAAAGGAUCACAAUCCUUGUGCAGAAGGAAGAAGCUACUGAUUUAUGCAGUAGUGGCAACUAAAAGAGUUUAUGGUUUCAAGCCUUGAAGAAUUCAGGGUACUAUACAUUUACUAUAUAUGUUGGAACUUCUCAAUUUACAACGGCUAAUAGCUCUUAGCUUAAUUAAUUUGUGAGCAGUGAGAUACUAGCUAGGCCAAGCAAGCACAAUGAACUAAGAUGCCAUACCAUAGCUUUUUGCUGAAUGAGAUGAUAGACCAAGCACACUGAAGGUGUUGUAAGAUACAAAGUUUGAAGCCCAUUUGAAUUUUUUUGUUAGAAUGGGAAGAAAACGGUUGAAAUUGAAACAUCAACCUGUCUCUUUUAUUUUAUUUUAUUUUUCUUUUCAAAAGCUGAUUCAGGGACGCUUUUUUUAUCUACUCCUUUCAAGUUCAAACUAAAGUUUUGAAUAUGGAGCUUAUUGGAAUAAUAUGUGUUUAUUAUGAA